ACCUUAUGCAAUACACGUCACAGGCUGCAAUCUCCAUAGUAACGGUGCCCCGCUGAGCUCAUCAUGAGGGACUGAGUGGCAAAAAACUAAAUUUUUGAACUUGAGAAGCAGCUGCUGAUCUGAUUAUAAUUAUGAGGGAGGAGGCAUUUUUUGUUUCGUUGUGGAAGAGUCCUUCCUUCUGCAGUUUUGCUAGUGCGAUGGUCAAAAGUUGUUGUGCUGUUGGCUGCAGUAACCGGUCUAAGGUUGGUUCGGUUGUCAGUUUCUACCGCUUUCCGGCAGACCCUGUGAAACGGAAGAAGUGGACUGUAGCUGUUCGUCGUGACAAGUGGUCACCAAAUCAAAACACUUGGCUGUGCUCUGCACAUUUUGUUGGUGGAAAGAAGAGUGAUGACCCUCUCUCUCCAGAUUAUUUGCCGUCAGUUUUUUCAUUUGUACAGAGUCCUGUGAAACGGAAACAGAAGGAGCAACUAGAAGCGUACGAGCGGAGAUCGAAACGUGUACGGUCAGGCCCGGUGUUCGAUACCGGUGCAGAUACGCCUCCACCGAGCGUGAUUGCUGACAAUAUUGUGGAGAUCCCUGUGGAGAGCAGCGAUGAUACUCCUCCACCGAGCGUGAUUGCUGACAAACCUGUGGAGAUCCCUGUGGAGAGCAGCGAUAGGACCGACUCAGCUAGUCCAGACACCGGUGGUAAAUGCUGUCAUCACGAGUCAGAAUUCGAUAAUUUGAAAUGUGAGAACUUGCUGCUGAGAGAGGAGGUGAAGAAAUUAAGGGCCCAAAACUCAACUCUCCGUGGUGGAGCAGCACUUUCUGAGAACGAUCUGAUAUGUAAUGAUGACAAGGUGAAGCUCUACACCGGAUUGCCAACGUACGCUGUGCUCAUCACUGUUUUUGAGUUUGUUUCCAGCGACGUUGAGCGCCACCACCGCUCGGCAACCUCAUUGUUCACGCAGUUCUUGAUGACGUUAAUGAAGCUCCGCCUGAACUUAAAUGAUUCUGACCUUGGGUAUCGUUUUGGUGUGGCCCAGAGUACCGUGUCGAGGUAUGUGCUGAAGUGGGUGAACAUUAUGUAUGUGCGUAUGAAGCCACUUGUAAGAUGGCCAGAUCCGGGAGAUCUAGGCAAGACAAUGCCGCCAGAGUUCGCCAAGAAUUUCAAGAAGUGUGUGUGCAUCAUCGACUGCUUCGAAGUAUUCUGCCAGCGUCCCUCUGAUCUGAUGGUGAGAGGGCAGUCAUACUCGCAUUAUAAAUCGCACAACACGAUCAAGUUCCUCAUUGCCAUUACACCGCAAGGUGUAAUAUCGUUCAUAUCACAAGCCUGGGGUGGGAGGACAUCGGAUAAGCACAUCACCGAGAAUUGUGGCUUUCUGGAGAAACUCCUCCCGGGUGACCAGGUACUGGCAGAUAGGGGCUUUACUGUACAAGACAGCGUAGGUCUGUACUGUGCUGAGCUUGUGAUCCCACCAUUCACGAGAGGGAAGAGCCAGUUGUCUCGAAUUGAAAUUGACAAAGCGAGACAGCUCUCCCGAGUCCGGAUUCAUGUUGAGCGUGUGAUUGGUGUGCUACGCAACAAGUAUACACUGUUGCAAUCCACAUUGCCGAUCAACCUCCUCAUGCGUGACAGCGGUGAUCCAAACAUUGCUGUCAUUGACAAGAUUGCCACUGUGUGCUGCGCGUUGUGCAAUUGCUGUGAGUCAGUUGUGCCUUUGGCUUAGCAGGGAUGUAUCCUUAGCUCUGAGACAAAGCCAGAGCUGGAUAGCUGGAUGUGUAUAGUAGUGCUUGCUCCAUCUCCGGACAGCUAGCUGUUUCGACCCCGUGAGGGCUCAUCAUACUAACCUUUUUGCAUCAAACUUCAUGUCAAAGUCCUUCAUAAAAUCCCCAUCUCUCUCUCUCUCUCUCUUUCUAAUUUUGCAUGCUUCACCCUUCACUUCCUUUCUUGGUCUUUUAGUGAUGGCUUGGACAAUUCACUUGUCCAGGCGAUAAGGCAGUCUCUCUCUCUCUCUCUCUCUCUGCCUCUCUCUUAUCUUUGCAUGCUUUACCCUGACUCACAUGUACUAUUUCUUUCCUUUAUUGGUCAUGCAGUGAUAGCUUGGACAAUUCAUUCGUCCAGGCAAUAAUGCA
Molecule: messenger RNA, 2115 nt
Organism: Sycon ciliatum
Lineage: Eukaryota; Metazoa; Porifera; Calcarea; Leucosolenida; Sycettidae
Exons: 3
Coding region: 132-1709 (525 amino acids)
Source: RefSeq, a predicted model, not a curated record